AGUCGGAAAACUUUGUUAAAUCUCCCCUCUGCCAGCUUUGUGAUCGAGACACAGUCAUCCGAAACAAAAAUUUUGUCACCAAGCUUGAUAAUUACCGCCUCUUCAUCUGCCAUCUUCCGUCCGAGACAGCAAAAUCCAGCAGUUGGCUAUCGCCGUAUUGGCUUCGGACAAUGUGGUAUCAUCUGCGAAAGGCCAGGAAGGGGCUAUGUGAUCAAACUUGCUCGGCCCGCGUACAAAACCGGUCUCUGGGCUGAUUUUCAAUCUCACUUCAUGGUCCGAGAAGCAUUCCAACAAGAGGCCAACACCAACGCCAAGUGUCGUGUACCCAAGCUGUUUUCGUGGGUUCCAGAAACUAAUACCGAGUGGUGGGAUAAGAAUCGUCUCUUAUUCCCAGAAAUUUCUGGUGUAUUGCCUCUUCCAACGCCGGCAUUGAUUACGGAGCAUAUUCUUCCCCUCCCAAGGAUAGCUCGACAGGCACUGAUUGAGAGAUACUGCCCGCCAGAGUUUCAGGCCUCAGUCAGAGCUGAUCCGACCAACCGAGACUGUCUCGCACGGCUAUAUCUUGGAUCUCGACGUCAGAGGCCAGAUCUUCUAUCGCCUAAUUUCACCCUCCGCAAUUUCAACCUACAUCUUGAUCAGAUGCUAGAGCUGGAACUGCCCGUGGUCUUGUUCGCCAGGGCUAUGGGCGAAGCGCUCGCCAUCAUCCAUUGGGCAGCACAUGUUGACGGCUACGAUAUUGAAUUCGUGCUUGGUAGUGAGGGGGACACGGGCACUGGAUAUAGCGAGGAUAUCUCUGUCUCCCUGGACUUGACUCCGGAAUCAGUCCUUGCCAUGUCUUCCCAUGAAGAUCUGGACACUCAAAUGAGAACAAAGUUCAAGCAACGUACUACACGUGAAAUUGGCUUGAACGAGCCCGACGCCUUGAUCUCCCAUCUCGUCAAAGCCUUCUUUGACAAUGAUCCAUAUUACCCGCGACCACGGCGCGAAGGAGAUACCGAGCGGGAGCUAUGGGAUGCAUUUACAACCACGUACUGUCAGAAGGCCGAGCAGAUAAUGAGAGUAGCUGGAAAGGAUCAGAGACUUGUCGACCUGCCAGGCAAAUUCAUCAACGCUUGUGUUUCGUAUGUUGCAUGA
This is a messenger RNA of Penicillium daleae, 1134 nucleotides long. RefSeq names its product zinc finger protein-domain-containing protein. Lineage: Eukaryota; Fungi; Ascomycota; Eurotiomycetes; Eurotiales; Aspergillaceae. The record is from RefSeq and is a predicted model, not a curated record. The annotation marks the transcript as partial. The transcript has 2 exons.